CGUAAAAAUAUUUUGUAUUGCAUUUUUGUUGUAAGCAUAGUUGACUUUUGAAAAUGAAUGACUUUGGAUUCAUCGAUUACAAAAAGCCAAGUGAUGAGUGUAAGGACGACAUGCGUACCUCCACCUAUCGGAGUCAUGUCUACAUGACUGACACGAUGAUGGGGAACCAUAUGCAUGCUAAAUUCAAAGAACCUAAACCGUAUAGCAUAGACCCCACCUUAGAGAAACUGCGCACCAGCGACUACAAAGCCAAUUAUACAUGGAAAUAUGAUGACCCAAAUAAAGUGAUUAAUCCCUCGCUCGGUCCAAAAGUGCAACUAAUGAAGAAUUACGAAGAUCGACGUCUACGUUUCAUCAGUCGUCCAAUGCGACCAGCCUGCAGCACCAUGCACCAGGAUUUCCUUUGGAAUCCGCAAGCAGCACCUGCACCACCUACGCCUAUAGCUUUACCCUCCCCUGUGGCUGCUUCUAAAGUCGUCAUUAAUCGCGCUAAACCGAGCUACUCAAAAUUACUCGAUCCGGCAGCAACCACUUCACGCCUCUCCUUUGUCCAUUACACACCCGCUGAGUUGAUGGGAAGCGUGGCGCGACAUGACAAUAUAACAUUUUGGAAUUGGCCUAAAUAUAAUACACAAAUCAAGCGUGUUUUCCCCGGACGCGAUGACACGCAAUGUGAUGACAAAGCUGCAAAGGAAUGCCCAAAACGCCAUUGUGAGUUCCCCAGCUUGGUGCAACAUGUACCCAACUCUGGCAUGACAACGGAGGUGCGUGCCAAUUAUAUUGAGCCAAUUAAACGUACCAUCGACUUUGAAACGGCGCACAUACACAAUCGUUUGGUAUACGAGCCAGUAACACCGUUAUCGAAAGAAACCGAAUACAAAGUGUACGGUUCCGGCGAGCGAACGCUGAAAUAUGUCUAAAAAAUCGAACUCUUAUUCAAAUA
Molecule: messenger RNA, 943 nt
Organism: Bactrocera dorsalis (oriental fruit fly)
Lineage: Eukaryota; Metazoa; Arthropoda; Insecta; Diptera; Tephritidae
Exons: 2
Coding region: 54-920 (288 amino acids)
Source: RefSeq, a predicted model, not a curated record